CUUUUGGACACUUUCCCUCAAAAAUAUUGACAUUUCAAUCAUUACUUAUACUUUAAAAAGCAUAUCCUAACUUUACAUUUUGGAGAGUUUUCUCCCUCCAUAAAAAUGGCUCGCGCUUGCCAGUGCCUUAAACCUCACUUGCCGGAGAUAAACUUCCAUGACUGGAUCAUCAGCUGCGAGAAGUCGCACAUCCUGCAUAGCGUCUGUAAGCUGGGAAAUGACCAGAACUGCUCCAGGCAGGACCCCAACCGCUGUGAUCUCUGCCUAUAUCGACUCACGCUGGAGCUGCCCCGCCUGCCCGACAUGGUUUUCUUCAAGAACAAGUUGGUUUUGCAACACAAGGAUGGCGCCCUGAUCGAAUUUAAGCCCAUGGACUCACUGGCCGUGGUCUCCAACGGGAAGCAGCCGCUGGAGAUGGCCAGUGCCCAUCUCGAGCAGUCUGUGGAGGAGAAGUUCAAGCCCUUUGAUUGGACUUUUACUUCCACCUAUCAGGGCUCCAUGAACAAAAAGGUGCGCGUUGAGAGCACAGAUCAGGCACUCGAGAAGUUCAAACUCAUGCAGCGCGAACCCAUAGUCUUCCACCACGAUAUCACCCUGUUCGAGGAUGAACUGAAUGACCGCGGCAUAUCCAAGAUGAGUGUGCGCAUCCGCGUUAUGCCCUCUGGAUUCUUCAUACUGCUGCGCCACUUCCUUCGAGUGGAUCGGGAACUCAUCUGCUUGCAUGAUACUCGAUUCCACCACCAAGUAGGGAAUGACUUUAUCCUGAAGGAGUACAGUCAUAGAGAGGCGCACUGCUCUGAGCUUCAGAGCUCUGUGGCCUUUUGGACCAAGCCGGAUGAGAUGCAGGAGUACCUGCCUUUGAAGUCUAAGGAGUUAUACAAGUUAUACUUUUAGUAGUUUUUUUCUAUUUAUAUUUGUUUGCUAUUAUACAGAUGCAUUUGUUUAAUUAUAAUUAAAUAUUCAAACAUUCGCGAUAUUUCUACCGGCAAAUAACACUUCAAAUUAUU
Drosophila kikkawai is the source of this 1007-nucleotide messenger RNA. The record is from RefSeq and is a predicted model, not a curated record. Lineage: Eukaryota; Metazoa; Arthropoda; Insecta; Diptera; Drosophilidae.